Messenger RNA from Pezoporus flaviventris, 1848 nucleotides. It is a transcript of the gene CYSLTR1, whose product is annotated as cysteinyl leukotriene receptor 1. Lineage: Eukaryota; Metazoa; Chordata; Aves; Psittaciformes; Psittacidae. Gene Ontology annotation, biological process: G protein-coupled receptor signaling pathway. Bases 772 to 1818 code for a protein of 348 amino acids. The record is from RefSeq and is a predicted model, not a curated record. Gene Ontology annotation, molecular function: leukotriene receptor activity. Gene Ontology annotation, cellular component: plasma membrane. The transcript has 2 exons.
AGCUUCAGAUAGGAGAUGAUGGUCUGUGGGGUUUCUUGGUUUUUACAGGGAUAUUUUUCAGGUGCAGAGCUCUUACGCUUUAGCAGUCCACUUCAGUAUUGUAAUCAUCAGUUUUUAUUUUGGUUGCAAAAGAUAUUGUAAGUUAUGUUCAGAAAUAUGAUUGAUAACAGGUCUCUGUCUUUUAGACCAGUACUUUUCAUGGUUGUUCACUAUCUGCUAGUAUCUCUAAGAAUAGCAGCUGAAAGACUGGAAUUUAGUCCCCAAAGCAGGUAAGAUGUUUAGAAUCUGGCUGAAUGCUACUUCAGAAGUGUGCACAAAUAGGCAGAGAAGUUUAAUAAGUUAACUGAUGUGUAAGCGAUGGGCUAUGAUGUUUGCUGGUAUCUCUUGGUUAUCUCUUGUGCAGGACAGCUGAACAGGCAGAGGGAAGAGCAGUCUGCGGUGACAGGAAGGCAGUGGGAUCCCUCGCUGAUGCUGUCUCAGAAGGGCUUGCAGCAUCGUUGCUUUUAGGCAAAGCUUCUUUGCUUGCCGGCUGGCUUGGCCACACAGCCCCAUUUGUCAAUUUUCUGCUCCUUCUUCAUACUGACCAUAGCUGUCUGGAGGUGCAGGCAGAGGAAGAAAGCCUCAGUGUGCAGAAGAGAUCAUUCCAGCCUCUUAAUCUCAAACAUCUUGGUGUGGUUUUUCUGUCUUUUUUAACAUCUGAGAAAAAACUGAUGAACAAUACCUUGGCCUGACAUUCAUCACCAGGCAGAAUCAGUGCUCCAGCCAGCCAACAUGACAAUGCUGUUUGAUAACUUGUCAUGCCAUCACUCCAUCGAUGACUUCCGAAACAAAGUCUAUUCCUCACUCUACUCCAUGAUCAGCAUUAUGGGCUUUGUUGGCAAUGGGUUUGUGCUCUACGUCCUCAUAAAGACAUAUCGUCAAAAGACAGCCUUCCAGGUGUACAUGCUGAACCUUGCUGUGUCCGACUUCCUCUGCGUGGCCACCCUGCCCCUGCGUGUCGUCUACUACCUUCACAAGGGAAACUGGUUCUUCAGUGACUUCCUAUGCAGGGUCAGUUCAUACGCACUGUACGUCAACCUCUACUGCAGCAUCUUUUUCAUGACUGCAAUGAGCUUCUUCCGCUGCAUAGCCAUUGUUUUUCCAGUCCAGAACAUCAAUCUGGUAUCGGAGAGGAGGGCGAAGUUUGUCUGCAUUGGCAUCUGGAUUUUUGUCACCCUGACAAGCGCUCCCUUUCUGCGGAAUGGGACGUACCAACAUGGCAACAAGACCAAAUGCUUUGAACCCCCAGAAAACUCUCAGAAGACAAAUUUAGUUGUGAUCCUGGAUUUUAUUGCCCUUACUGUGGGUUUCAUCCUUCCCUUUAUUGUCAUAACUAUCUGCUACACCAUGAUCAUAAGGGCCUUAAUGAAAAACUCCUUGAAGAAGAACCGGGCUAACCACAAGAAGGCAGUCUGGAUGAUCAUCAUAGUGACUGUCACCUUCCUGGUGAGCUUCACCCCAUACCAUGUUCUACGUACGGUCCACCUCCACGUGCUGAGGCUGAAGAAUGCCAGCUGUGAGGAUGCCAUAUACCUACAGAAAUCGGUUGUGGUAACGCUCCCCUUGGCAGCUUCCAACUGCUGCUUUGACCCACUUCUCUAUUUCUUCUCAGGGGGCAACUUUCGGAAGAGACUUACCACAUUUAGGAAGGCUUCUUCUUCCAGCUUGACACAAGCCUUCAGGAAGAAGUUCUCCAUGAAGGAGAAAGAUGAAGAACCCUUUGGAGACAGCCAUAAGGAGAAUGAAAAGGCAGCUGUGGCCCCUUCAUACGGAAGCUAAAUCCUCCCCCAAGAUCUCAGAUGGACAGUA